UGGAGCUCAGAUUCGCUGGGGCCUUCCUGUGUUAUUGGAGCUCACAUUCGCUUUUUUUAUUCUUCUUCUUCUUCUUCUUCUAAACUUCAAAUUAAACGAGAGUGGUCUCGUCCCGUGCAGCGAAAGAUCGAGUUGUUGAGGGAGAGCCUUUGGUUUGUUUCCUUCACCUCGCCUCCUCCGAUCAUUCUUCCAUUCAUUCUCUAUUUAUAUUUCUCCCCCUUCGCCAUACAUAAAAAGUCUUAGCUUUUUUUCUUCCCCUUGAAAACUUCAACCGACCCGCCCUAACCCUAGUCUCUCAAUGGCUCUUUCCGAUAACAACCGUCAGUCCCUGAUCCCAAGCUUCCUUUACUCGACUUCUUCUUCUUCGUCGCUCAAGAAAACCUUGGAUUUGCUCAACAGGAGCCCUAGCUUGCCUUUGCCUUCAACAGAUGGCGUCUCAGCGAAGAGGAGUUUCGUGAUUCCGGCUCCCAGCGAGCCCGGCAAGRUCGAGAUGUACUCUCCCACUUUCUAUGCUGCCUGUACAGCUGGCGGAAUUUUGAGUUGUGGCCCCACUCACACGUCUGUCACUCCCCUUGAUCUCGUCAAAUGUAAUAUGCAGAUUGAUCCUGCUAAAUACAAGAGCAUCACAUCCGGUUUUGGGGUCUWGCUUAGGGAGCAGGGAGUUAGAGGUUUCUWCAGGGGUUGGGUGCCAACCCUGCUUGGCUAUAGUGCUCAGGGUGCCUGCAAGYUUGGAUUCUACGAGUUCUUUAAGAAGUACUACUCAGACAUUGCUGGGCCUGAGUAUGCAGCYAAAUACAAGACCCUGAUCUACCUUGCUGGCUCUGCAUCUGCUGAAGUUAUUGCUGACGUUGCACUUUGCCCCAUGGAAGCAGUGAAGGUCCGGGUGCAAACUCAGCCUGGGUUUGCCAGAGGAUUGGCUGAUGGCCUUCCCAGAUUUGUGAAAUCUGAAGGUGCUCUAGGUCUGUACAAGGGGCUUGUUCCGCUUUGGGGGCGUCAAAUUCCAUGUAAGAUAACAUCUGAACUUGCUGUGAAGAAGCUAGGGGUGUGGGGCCUUUUCACACGUGGUCUUCCAUUGCGUAUUGUCAUGAUUGGUACCCUCACAGGUGCUCAAUGGGGAAUCUAUGAUGCGUUUAAAGUUUUUGUUGGGCUGCCUACCACUGGUGGUGUUGCCCCUGCUGCAKCCCCUACUKCUACUGAGCUGGCAARGAUGUAAAACRUUGGCUGAUGAUCAAUGGACGUGUCUCUUAGACAAGAAAAUGAGGUAGUUCUUAGACAGAUUAAUAACCRUAGGUUGCUGACCCUGCCUUGAUGGUUAAUGCUGGUGGUGUGAGUGUAUUCUUUUUAAUUUAGAACAGAUUAUUUAUCCUCGUAUGAUAUUUUUGGGAGGUUGGUUUUGAUUUCAUCCUUCAAUUACUGGAAACUUGUAAGAAGUUAUAUCAUGUAAAAGCUUCAUUUUAGGCGAAGAAGAUUUAGUAGAUGAUGGGUCCUGAAAAGAAGGGGACGGAGAAUAAUGGACAGAUGGGAAGAGAGAGAAUUUGUCUGUUCUUUUGUACUUCAUUUUGAAAACAUUUGGAUGUAUGCAGAUAUUAUUGGUUUGGAGCAUUUGCCUCUAUUCUUCUUAUCAGUUA
Nelumbo nucifera (sacred lotus) is the source of this 1628-nucleotide messenger RNA. The record is from RefSeq and is a predicted model, not a curated record. Lineage: Eukaryota; Viridiplantae; Streptophyta; Magnoliopsida; Proteales; Nelumbonaceae.